GGAAAAGGUCAGGACUUCUGGGGGCCCGCGUCGUGGAAAAAUCGCGACUGCGGGGGCUAGGGUCCAGGGGCGCGCUCCAGCCAGGACUUCCAGGCGGAUCCGGCCGUGGCGGCCAGGAGGCCAUGGAUCCACGACUCCUCUGCGCAACCAAGUCGGGCUCGAGCCAUUCGGUCGCCUGGCAGGGCUCGGCCGGGCGCGUGGCUAUGGAUCGGCCGCUCUCGGGGCGCAGGUCGCCGCAACCAUGGCAAUGGUGGCGGCCGCAGGCGCGGGAGGGCCGCGGGGCCGCGGCAGGCAGCCUGCAGGGGUCGCGGCCGCAGGCCGCCCAGGAGCAGGAGCCGCGCAGUAAAGCGGCUCGCACUGGCAGGUCAAACCGCAGAGAGGACGCCCCGCGCAGAGAGGACGAGGCGGCGGGGGCGAUGGAGGAGGGGUCCCCCUUGCCGCCGCCGCGUGGGGAGCCGCGCUGCCGAAGCGUGGAGCGAUGGCAAGCUAUGGCCUCCGCCGUGCGGCGCGCCUCCUCGCGAGCAGCCUGCGCCGAGGCCGGGAGGGCCGCGGCGGAGCGCGCCGAGGACGCGCGGCGCCUGGAGCCGGCCCGCGCCGAGGAGGCCGAGUCGACAGGCAACGCCGGUGCCUCGAUGCCCGGCGAUCGCAGCCCGUCUCCCACCAUCGGCGGAUCUCCGACCCAGCCCGACAGCCCGGACCCGUCCCCCGCCAGUGAGAUCUCCGAGAGCCGCCCCCCGUCGCCCGCCAGGGAGAUCUCCGAUACCUCUCCAGCGGGGUCGGCGCGCCAGGAAGGCGAGGCCUGCGACUGGUCCCCCGACGAGGUGGCAGGCAAUGUCGGCAGCGUCCCGACGGCCGACGCCAUCGCGGGCACCCUCGACGCCAUCGCGGAGCCUCUCGACGCGCUCGACGGGGCCGAGGCGGAGGAGCGCGAGGCCGCCGUCGUAGGAGCGGCCCACUUCGGCCCUGCGUCCUCCCAGGACUCAGAGGCCGCAGCUGGCGCGUCGGCCGCCGUGUGCCCCCGGCGACGUCAGGCGCUGAUGUCCCACCUGGUCGUCGAGCAGAGAGCGGGCUCUCUGAGGUGCUACCCGGUGCUCUCUCCCGGGGAGAGGGCGCCCAUUAUCGAGCGCGUGCUCCGCGCGCGCGUCGAGGCGGCGAAGGCCGAGGCCCGCGAGCUUGGAGUUGAUGCCUCGACGCCCGGGGAGGCGCUCAAGUCCGUCAUCGGCGCAGGCCGAGCCAUUGUUGCGCCUCGAGCCGCCGACGGCUGUCGCUAUGUGGUCUUCGACGCCGCGCUGGCGAGGAGGAGCAAGUACUUCUAUCCAGCUGAAUGGUCGCAGUCACCGGAUGGCUACUACUGGCUCCACGUCCAGGACAGGCGCGCUGGCGGGUGGCAGCCAGUCGCACUCGCGGCCCCGUCGGGGCCCCCCGUGAUAAGCCGCGCGGCGAGGCCCAUAUGCAAGACCCAUUGCGACCGCACCUUCGGCGGGGAGGUAUGGUUCAACGUGCUCAUCCAGACGGGCGGCUGCCCGGCCGAGUUCGUGGACGCCUACAACGACGCCGUCGGCAGGCGACUCCAGGCGGUCGACCUCCCGCCGCUCGACGCGGCUGCCCCCGGCGCGCGGCGCAGGGACGCGCCCGACCCGGCGCGGGAACGCCCGAGCUUUCUGAAGAGGGAGGCCGCGAGGCUCCUCAUCGCAGCCAGUGCCUCGACGCCUGGCGGGCGCGCUGAGGACGAUCGCCUCGAGGCGGAGCGCCUCCGCAACGAAGCCGGCGAGUUGACCCGGAGGAGGCUGGCGUUGCAGGCGGACUCCGCCAGGGCGGUCCGCCGCCCAGCGACCGGCUACACGGCGGAGGCCUCGGGCGCCGAGCAGGGGGAGCCGAUCGCCCACUUCCCGAGAGCGCUGCUGCACGCGCUGCUGGCGCUCGGGGUGGAGCACGACCUGGCGGCCAACCUGGUCGACCCUGGCAGAGGCAAGGGCGGCGGGAAGGGCUACCGGGGCAAGGGCGGCAAGUGAGGCGAGCGGCCCCCGGUAGCCGAGCUGGUGCCUCGACGCCCAGCUGCCGCGCAGCUGUGAAGAGGAGGAGGGGGGGGGGCGCGCGGUGGGCGCGCGCGCAGAUUAGCCCUGCAGCGCCUGCGUCUCCCCUCGCGGCGGGCCCAGAGCCACCGUGGCCGGUGCUGUGCUGCUGGCCACAGGGCGUCACCCGAGGAGGGCCCCUCUCGGGGCCCUCACCCCUCCCACUUGCGUUCUUUGGGGAUCGAACAUGAAGUACGUUGCUAGUUGCGUCCUGGCCAAACAAGACAGUGAGGCCGACUUAGGCCAAGUGCGAGACGAAUCCGGCGUCCUUCUCCCCCGCUUCCCUCUCCUUUCCUCCGCUUCCCUCCCUGGCUAUCCCCCCCCUCCUUUUCUCUCCCCUUCGUCUGCCUUCUUCGGAGCGGGCUGGCACGAGGAUUGAUCUGCUCUCAGAGCGUCCAGGACGCUCUGAGAAGGCUGCGGAGCCC
This is a messenger RNA of Prorocentrum cordatum, 2497 nucleotides long. The record is from the annotation of a GenBank genome assembly. NCBI's taxonomy places the organism in Eukaryota, Dinophyceae, Prorocentrales, Prorocentraceae.